Molecule: messenger RNA, 883 nt
Organism: Nematostella vectensis (starlet sea anemone)
Lineage: Eukaryota; Metazoa; Cnidaria; Anthozoa; Actiniaria; Edwardsiidae
Product: splicing factor ESS-2 homolog
Exons: 3
Coding region: 138-689 (183 amino acids)
Cellular component (GO): catalytic step 2 spliceosome
Source: RefSeq, a predicted model, not a curated record
GGUGUCAUCUAUGCACAGAGAGCAACCGAACCAGUCACAAGAGGGUGAUAAACGAACCAAAGACCCUUUAAACCUUCCACUGCGGACAAAUUCGUAGCCAAGCACACAAGUGAGGAUAAUGCUUCAUUUGACUAAUCAUGGAGACGGCCAGGGAAAAACACCGAGAAAAAUAUGAGUGGAGGAAAGAGGAGGAGCAUUCAGAAAUCCAGCAAGCAAGUUUAGCGCUUCCCUCAGGAAAGGAGGGAGAGCAACUUAUGAUUGAACAGCGACCAGCGAUGGUCGAGACAUGGACCUACAAAAAUAAAAACGCACUUAUGUAUGUCCCUGAGGGUACAGAACACUCAGUGAUUGAGCAAAUUGAAAAGAAGGCUAAGGGAACACAAGAGGUUAUACAUGAACAUACUAGGUUUAGUAGAAACCCAUUUCCUGACGCUAGUUGUAGUGGAAUGCUGGCUGGUGCGUCAGCAGCAAAGCUGGCUCAGCAGCAAGGCAAGAUUGGAGUUAAUGGGCAGGUGUUUGCACCAUCGGAGACUCCAAAAGUCAAUGGGUUUGAGUUUGUUGCCACACCCUCGCCUGCACCAGUCUCCUUUGCAGCCGCCCGAGGCCGGAGUCACUCAAAAACACUCCCAGCAAUGAUAGGGAGUAGCCAAGGUCAGGAUUUACCGGGGGAGGGGUUGCACAGGAAGUAAAUAUUUUGUGGAUGUGUCAAAUGUGUUCGGAGGGUGCAUGAUAUUUUUAUUUAUGCCCAAUAAAAAUUAUAUGCAACAUUUUUAUUCUUAUUUACAGCAAGCCACAAUAUAUAUUAUUUGAACUUUAUCCCUAUAAUGUAGCCCACCCCCUUCAUCUUCAAUAAGGGACACAUUAAAAGCAAAAUAGUUGAACA